Molecule: messenger RNA, 1353 nt
Organism: Candidozyma haemuli
Lineage: Eukaryota; Fungi; Ascomycota; Pichiomycetes; Serinales; Metschnikowiaceae
Gene: APM4
Product: Apm4p
Exons: 1
Coding region: 1-1353 (450 amino acids)
Biological process (GO): clathrin-dependent endocytosis; intracellular protein transport
Cellular component (GO): AP-2 adaptor complex; cytoplasmic vesicle
Molecular function (GO): clathrin-cargo adaptor activity
Source: RefSeq, a predicted model, not a curated record
AUGAUCAGCGCCGUGUUCAUCUUCAAUGCCAAGGGCGACGUGAUCAUGUCUCGUCUUCUUAAAGACGGCGUGCGUCAGCUGGUUCUGGACGUGUUCCGUAUUCAGGUGAUCAACCUGACUAGAGCCAGUCUGUCUUCUAAGGAUGUCAGGCUGCCGGUGUUGACGUUGGGCAGCACUUCGUUUCUUCAUACACGUUUGGGGAACAUGUGGCUUGUGGCGGUGACCCGGCUGAACCAGGACCUGCUGGUGAUCUUUGAGUUUUUGUUCACGUUUACUGCGUUGCUUAAACACUUCUUUCUGAAGGAUCCAGCGGCUCCGCUUAAGGAGGAGGCUAUCACAGGGAACUUCUGUUCGAUUUAUGAGAUGCUUGGAGAGAUGCUUCAGUUCGGGUACCCUACAAACAUGGAGCCCACGUACCUUGCCUCAGUGAUUCCAGGGCUUCCGCUGCCGAAAUCAGGGUUCGACUUCCACGCUUCGCUUUUGAAGCCUAGCGCCGAUAAGGCUUCAGAGAAGGCUGCGGCUUCGGCUAUGGACCAUAGUUACGAUCCGAGAAUGGUGCUGUGGCGAGAGCCAGGGAUCAAGUACCGUCGAAACGAGAUCUUCCUUAAUGUGGAUGAAAAAGUGCAUGUUACUUUGGACAGCCACGGACGGUGCCUGCGCUCGUACAUUGACGGUGUGAUAACUAUGAAAACACAUCUACUGGGGAUGCCGGUUUGCCGGUUCGGGUUUGCUGACGAUCGGUCGGAAACAGGACUUCUCGAGAAGAUCAGUCUUGACGACUUUAAGUUCCAUAAAUGUGUGGAUUUGGCCAAGUACGAUACUGACCAGGUGAUCAGGUUUGUUCCGCCAGACGGCUCUUUCCAGCUUAUGCUGUACCACGUCAACAACACCUUCAUGCUCCCGUUUAAGGUCAUACCGAAGGUAACCGUCCAGGGCGACAAAAUGACGAUAAGAGUGAACCUCAGGUCUACGUUUGAAUCGAUGAUCGCCGCUACAGGCGUCACGCUCUCCAUUCCCACGCCCAAAGACGUUCUCAAGAACAAUAUCACCUCCUCCAACGGAAAAGCCAAGUACAACCCAGGCGACAACACCAUCUCGUGGAAAUUCUCCAAGCUCUACGGCGACCUGGACCACUCGCUCAGCGCCGAGCUCAAGCUUUCAGAAAACGACGAGUUCCUGCAAAAACAAAUCGUCAAUGCCAAAAACCCCAUGAGCUUGGACUUCACCAUGGACAUGUACAGCGCCUCAGGCCUUCUGGUGAAAUUCUUGAAAGUUGUUGAAAAGUCAAACUACAGAACCGUCAAGUGGAUCAAGUACACCACUGAAGCGGGAUCUUACGAAAUUAGGAUUUAG